AUGGCCCUAUCGAGUGUUGCAGCAAGUGCUACCCUCUUUCUAGCAGCUCGGAAGUACCCACAGGCCCAGAGGCCCGGGACGAAGUCAUGUUAUUGGCCACUGGCCAUUAAGUACUAUCGUGUUCUGGCCGGCCGAACGCUGCAAGUGCUUAUCACAAUAGCCGCCAUCGUGAACACGAUCCGACAUUCACCAGAAAGACGCGACAGUCCGCAGAGUAUCAUCGCUUGUCUCGUGAGUCGCUACCACCUGCCAGUCUGGAGUUGGAAGCUUGUGGUCAAGCAAGAGCGUCGCUGGCUCGAGAAGGUCGAGACCUUCAAGGACUCGUGCUUCCAAAGACGACGAACCCAGAGGAAGUCGAACCCAGGUGCGACCACUCACGACUAUAUAAGGACCGCAGACAACCCAGUCAUUCCGCGAUGCCAGUUCCAGCUGCGCAGUUUCGUGCGACAUCUCAGCCAGUUGGCGAUAUUCCUGACCAUGCUUGGUCGCCGCCUAGCCUACGUCCUUGCGGGACUCGGAGCGCCAACGUGGGCAGUUCCGGUCCUGCCAAGGGACGACACCAGCCCACAAUCAGUCCCUCAAGGCUGUAUUCCCGAAGUCUGGGAGCAGGCACACUUCUGCAUCAUUGCUCCUCCUACUACCACCAUCGGUCCAUCAACCAAGAUCCGCGAUACAACACAUGAAGCUCUAGAGGCGAGAGCUGCCGACAACGCUACGCCAGUGCUGGAAAUCAAGGGCACUCCAACAAAUGGCGACUGCAUCCCGAUAGUCUGGAACGGAGUUUCCAUCUGUAUUGCUCCACCAACAACGACUAUUGGCCCCUCAACCAAGCGCACUGAGCCUGAGGUUUUGGCUGAAAGAGAUACCCCUAGCCCAACACCUACGGAGAGUCAGACUUGCGCCAUCUGGAAUGGAGUUAUAAUCUGCUGGGCGCCUCCACAGACUACCAUUGGUGCAGACCCGUCCGUCCCCGGUGGACCACUCAUUCCAGGCCCAUAUGUACCUGGACAACCGAUUACCCCGGAUCCAACUAUUCCUGGGGGAGAGAUUACACCGGAUCCUUAUGUGCCCGGGGGAGAGGUCACGCCGUCCACCUAG
This is a messenger RNA of Diaporthe amygdali, 1098 nucleotides long. RefSeq lists its product as uncharacterized. The record is from RefSeq and is a predicted model, not a curated record. The coding region runs from base 1 to 1098 and encodes 365 amino acids. The transcript has 4 exons. NCBI's taxonomy places the organism in Eukaryota, Fungi, Ascomycota, Sordariomycetes, Diaporthales, Diaporthaceae.